UGCAACUCAUGCCAUUUGACCACCAAUAGAGCCACAGAUUGAUGCAACUUCUCAUAGUGCUCCACGAAGAACCAUGUACAUCCUUGUCACAGCCCUUCUGGGUGCCCUAAUCCUACUACUGUUCUACAUCAAAACCUCCCAAAAACUGCACUACUGGAGGGACCGCAACUUUCCCUACGCCAAAACCACCGUCUUCCAACUUCUCCGAAAAACUUCCAUCUUCGUUUUCCGUCUGAAAAGCAUCGAUGCUGUCGUCAAAGAUAUGUAUGACAGUGGGGAAGGUUUGAAAUAUUUCGGCCAAAUCGGUUUACAUAAAAAUGAAAUUGUUCUACGGGAUCCAGACAUAGUUUACAACGUGAUGAUCAAGGAUUUCUCGUACUUUAUGGACCGGCCUUUCCCUGUCGACGAGAAAAACGAUCCGCUGAGUGCGCAUUUGUUCGGUUUGAAAGGUGACCGCUGGAGAGCUCUGCGAUACAAACUAGCGCCCACCUUCACGACGGGAAAACUGCGUACUAUGUUCAAACAGCUGGCGGAAAGUUCGGAUGCCAUUGUUGACUACAUCUCCCACAAACGGGAGUCUUUGGAUGCGAAACAGCUAGUCUAUUCAUAUACUCUUGACAUCAUAGCUUCGGUAGCUUUCGGUAUGAAGGUUGACGCCCAUAAAUAUCUAGACGGAGAGAAAAGCGAGUUCGUCGACAUGAGUUUGAGGUUCUUCCAGAUGACCAACCGACGCUUCUUCAAGUUCAUCAUGAUCACCUUCUUCGAGCGAUUCAGUAAAGCUGUGGGAAUAACGUUGACUGAAGAUGAUGUGAAAGCAUUUUUCUUCGCUUUGGUGAAGGAUAUAAUCGCUCAUAGGAAGGAUACGGGGAGAAAGUCGAACGAUUUUCUGCAGCUGAUGAUAAACAUAAAGGAGCAGGAUGAAAAGCAUGGAGCGAAGGCGGGAGAGAUAAAGAAGGAGAUACUGACAAAUCACGAGGAGGAUGACAAGGAGCUGUUUGAGAAUCUGGAUACUGGCAAGAAGGGGGCACUGCAUUUUGAAAUGACGGACGCUCAUCUGGCAGCCAACACAUUCAUCUUCAUCUCGGGCGGAAGCGAGACAACAGCCACCGCGCUGACGUUCGCACUUUUAGAGCUCAGCUGUAACACAGCUGUUCAGCUGAAGCUGCAGGAUGAGAUUGACAGUGCCCUAAUUGACCAGGACCUCAGCUUUGCCACAGUCAAUUCCAUGACUUAUCUCAACCAGGUUGUGUUGGAGGUUCUCCGUAAACACCCGCCCAUAUCACUGAUGAACCGUCACUGCGUUCAAGACUAUCACAUCCCAGGUACUGAUCACGUGAUAAGGAAGGGAGACGAGAUAGUCAUCCCGACAUCCAGCAUACAGAACGAUCCGGAAAACUUCCCGGAUCCGGAAGUGUUCAAUCCGGACAGAUUCCAGGAUCCGGACUCGAUCCGGAAAGGGACGUUCCUGCCUUUCGGGAUGGGACCGCGAUUUUGUAUAGGUGAGUUUCUAUCUUUUAGAUACAUUUGUUGAAAGUGGAUUCGCUUACAAUUUUUGCUCAUAUUUUUCUCUCUUUUUUCCCGCCUUCUCCAUUUCUUCCCUUUUCCACUCCUCUUCACCCAUAAUUCCUUACUUUUAUACCCUCUACCUGGCUAUUACAUGGGAAACCAUAGUUGACUAGGUAUUUUUUCCUCCUUUUUCCUUUUCAGCACACCCCACCAUUUUGUAUAUUAUUAGAAACUCAUUUUAAAUUAUGAUUUUUGUAUGAUUUUCUUUUAUGUAUGUUGUGUUGAAUUGAAUAAAAUUAUUGAUUGACCGAUUUAUUGAA
Nilaparvata lugens (brown planthopper) is the source of this 1826-nucleotide messenger RNA. RefSeq names its product probable cytochrome P450 6a14. NCBI's taxonomy places the organism in Eukaryota, Metazoa, Arthropoda, Insecta, Hemiptera, Delphacidae. Gene Ontology annotation, molecular function: heme binding; iron ion binding; oxidoreductase activity, acting on paired donors, with incorporation or reduction of molecular oxygen. The record is from RefSeq and is a predicted model, not a curated record. The transcript has 3 exons. Bases 74 to 1531 code for a protein of 485 amino acids.